CUUGACGGGCGCGCUCCCUGUUUCUAGCUCUCUCCUUUCGCCUUCGUCGCGUCUAACCUUCCCACUGCUUUGGCGCUGCCGCCCCGCAACUCCUGUCUCCGGAGCCGUCCCUCCCCAUGUUCCGGGGCAGGAGUCCUGAAAGCAAAGACCCGUUCGCCGGUACCCCAUCAUGUCCGAAUUGACUAAAGAGCUGGUGGAGCUGGUGUGGGGCACCAAGAGCUGUCCCGGUCUCUCUGACACCAUCUUCUGCCGCUGGACGCAAGGGUUUGUGUUUAGUGAAUCAGAGGGAUCUGCAUUAGAACAGUUUGAAGGUGGCCCCUGUGCUGUUAUUGCACCUGUUCAGGCAUUUCUUUUGAAGAAGCUCCUGUUUUCUUCUGAGAAGUCGUCUUGGAGGGAUUGCCCAGAGGAAGAGCGGAAGGAACUCCUUUGUCACACCUUAUGUGAUAUUUUAGAAAGUGCCUGUUGUGACAAUUCUGGAUCAUACUGCUUGGUUUCAUGGUUAAGAGGAAAGACAGCCGACGAAACUGCUAGUAUUUCUGGGAGUCCUGCAGAGUCUAGUUGCCAAGUGGAACAUUCUUCUUCUGCCUUGGCUGUCGAAGAGCUUGGCUUUGAGCGAUUUCAUGCAUUAAUUCAGAAAAGAUCAUUUAGAAAUUUAUCUGAAUUAAAAGAUGCUGUCUUGGACCAGUAUUCAAUGUGGGGAAACAAAUUUGGAGUAUUGCUUUUUCUGUAUUCUGUGUUACUGACAAAGGGCAUUGAAAACAUAAAAAACGAAAUUGAAGAUUCAACUGAGCCUUUGAUAGAUCCUGUGUAUGGGCAUGGCAGCCAAAGUUUAAUUAACCUCCUAUUGACGGGACAUGCUGUUUCUAACGUAUGGGAUGGUGAUAGAGAAUGCUCAGGAAUGAAACUUCUUGGUAUACAUGAACAGGCAGCAGUAGGAUUCUUAACUUUAAUGGAAGCUUUAAGAUACUGUAAGGUUGGUUCUUACUUGAAAUCUCCAAAAUUCCCUAUUUGGAUUGUUGGCAGUGAAACUCACCUCACCGUAUUUUUUGCCAAGGAUAUGGCUUUGGUUGCCCCUGAGGCUCCUUCAGAACAAGCCAGGAGAGUUUUUCAAACCUAUGAUCCAGAAGAUAAUGGAUUCAUACCUGAUUCACUUCUAGAAGAUGUGAUGAAAGCGUUGGACCUUGUUUCAGAUCCUGAAUAUAUAAAUCUCAUGAAGAAUAAAUUAGAUCCAGAAGGAUUAGGAAUCAUACUAUUGGGUCCAUUUCUUCAAGAAUUUUUUCCUGAUCAGGGCUCCAGUGGUCCCGAGUCGUUUACUGUCUACCACUACAAUGGACUGAAGCAGUCAAAUUAUAACGAAAAGGUAAUGUAUGUAGAAGGGACUGCAGUUAUUAUGGGUUUUGAAGAUCCCAUGCUACAAACAGAUGACACUCCUAUUAAACGCUGUCUUCAAACCAAAUGGCCAUACAUCGAAUUACUCUGGACCACAGAUCGCUCUCCUUCACUAAACUGAUUUGCAUAAGUAUUUAAAAAGAAGAUGGUAAUAGCAGAUGUUGAAAGAGAGAUGCAAGACUGGCAAUUGGCUAUACACUGGUAUCACUGACUAAUUGUAAAUAACACAAGAACACAUUUUCAGUGUUUAAGAUAUGUUUAAAUUAUUUAUGUUAAAGUUUACCCUAUUUUAACUCUGUGUGAAAUUUACUAGCAAAAUUAAGCUUUAAUCAAAGUUCACCACUUUUGCAGUCAGAUAAUUGGUCAUUUAUCAAAUUACAAACAUUGUUUAAUACUAUAGCAUUUGUAUAUUGAGUAUCAAAGUUACUAUUUAUAAACUUCUAUUUUGGGAUUUUAUUUCAUUCAGGCAUAUUUUAUUGUUUAAAUGAUUCUGGCUUGCAAUAUAUCAGCCAUCACAUUUAAAUGCAGAAGAGUUACUUUUUAUUUCUUUUUAAAAAUCUGUUUCCCAUUAGAAAUACUAAUAAAUAACAAAUUAUCAACUUAGAUCUUUUCACAAUUGGCUUAGCUCUGGCAUGUUUAUAAAAAAUAGAAACUAUAAGGGAACAUUACCAUUUAUUCACAGAUAUAUAGAGAAUGUAUUUUUAAAAAGAUAGUAAAGCGAAUCUGUUUAAUAGUCUUAACACUGUUAACUUUCACUGUAUUGCCAAAUACACUCUUCUAUAUUUGUCCCAACAGCCCAGUAAGCCAGGUUUUUUUGUAAAUUUAUAAGUAUGAUAAAUGCAUGAAAACAUCUGUUAUUACAUUACUAUAUUGCAUUAUUUAUUACAAUCCUAGUGGAUGACCUAAAUAAACACUUCUUUUCUUUAAA
This is a messenger RNA of Miniopterus natalensis, 2317 nucleotides long. It is a transcript of the gene MINDY3, whose product is annotated as MINDY lysine 48 deubiquitinase 3. NCBI's taxonomy places the organism in Eukaryota, Metazoa, Chordata, Mammalia, Chiroptera, Miniopteridae. Gene Ontology annotation, biological process: protein K48-linked deubiquitination. The record is from RefSeq and is a predicted model, not a curated record. Gene Ontology annotation, molecular function: cysteine-type deubiquitinase activity; K48-linked deubiquitinase activity.